Messenger RNA from Geodia barretti, 735 nucleotides. The record is from the annotation of a GenBank genome assembly. NCBI's taxonomy places the organism in Eukaryota, Metazoa, Porifera, Demospongiae, Tetractinellida, Geodiidae.
AUGUAUUACUCCGAUCAGGAAAAGGACUGGCUUAUCAACUUUCGAGCAAAGCUCUUUAAUGAAUUAUUCAUGAAAUACAGCCCCAAAUGGGAUAGAAAGAAUGCAAGAUUGCUAGAUUUCAGUGGGGGUCCAGUAAUACUAAACUACAUCAGUGCAGCACCGCAUGUCAAUGAAAUUGUUCAUUCUGCUUACAAAGAAGAUGAACGAAAGGAAAUUGAAUUGUGGAAGAAUGAUAAUAAAGACGCCCAUGAUUGGAGCCCCUAUGUCAAGUAUGUUGUGAACGAGAUUGAAGGUUUGAAAGGAGAUGCCGCGUGGCAGGAGAGAGUAGCAUUGCUGCGUUCAAAGAUCAAAGUUGCGAGCUGCAAUGUUUACGAUGAGCACCCAAUAACUCCAGCUGAAGACUCAUUUUCGAUCAUAUGCACAAGUUUAGCCCUUGAGUCAGCUUGUAAAACCUUCGACGAUUUCAAAGCCGGUGUAAAGAAGUUAGUGCAAUUGCUGAGGCUAGGCGGUUACAUUUCUAUCCUCUUUGUAGAGGAAGAAACCUUCUACUCUACAAAAGAAGGUAAAUGGGCUGUCCUGCAACUUUCCCUUCCACAAGUGCAAGAGGCUGUCGAGGAAGCUAGUUGUGUUGUGCUUAUGACUGAACGUGACCCAAUGCCUAUAGAGUCACUUGAAAACCCAAUCCUCUUUGAUCAAAAGGCUUUUAUAUUUUUAGCAGCAUACAAGGUGAAAUGA